Varanus komodoensis (Komodo dragon) is the source of this 6147-nucleotide messenger RNA. It is a transcript of the gene TBC1D9, whose product is annotated as TBC1 domain family member 9. The transcript has 21 exons. Gene Ontology annotation, molecular function: calcium ion binding. Bases 264 to 4037 code for a protein of 1257 amino acids. NCBI's taxonomy places the organism in Eukaryota, Metazoa, Chordata, Lepidosauria, Squamata, Varanidae. The record is from RefSeq and is a predicted model, not a curated record.
CCCGCGUCCCUCGCCAAUCGUGCCUCUCGUUCUAGACUUGCAAAGGGGCUGCCCAGGGCUGGAGGGUCCCGGCGGGCAUGCCGCCGCUGUCCUCGCUGCAUCUUUUUAGCUGUAGCCGAGGCGUCGCUAGCUCCUACCUCCUGGGCUGGGCAGGACGCUUAAGGCGCAUCGGGGCUUUGGAGCAUCCGCCCGGGGACUCUGCAUGAUUUAAAAGAAAAAUCCGAAUCGAUUGCCGUCGGACUGCCUUUGUCUUGGCCGGGAAUAUGUGGGUCAACCCGGAGGAAGUGCUGCUGGCAAACGCCCUGUGGAUCACGGAGAGGGCCAAUCCUUACUUCAUCCUGCAGAGAAGAAAAGGGCACGGAGGAGAUGGAGGCAGCGGAGGGAUCGCUGGUCUCCUUGUGGGAACUCUUGAUGUUGUGCUAGAUUCAAGUGCAAGAGUAGCACCAUAUCGCAUUCUGUACCAGGCUCCAGAUUCUAUGAUAUAUUGGACUAUUGCCUGUGGUUGUUCAAGGAAAGAAAUAACUGAACAUUGGGAAUGGCUUGAACAGAAUUUACUGCAAACUCUUUCUAUCUUUGAAAAUGAAAAUGACAUAAACACAUUUGUCAGAGGAAAAAUACAGGGCAUCAUUGCAGAAUAUAACAAAAUCAAUGGCAUCAGGGAGGAUGAUGACACUGAAAAAUUUAAAGAGGCGAUCGUCAAGUUCCACAAACUUUUUGGGAUGCCUGAGGAAGAGAAGCUGGUGAAUUACUACUCCUGCAGUUAUUGGAAAGGGAAGGUCCCACGUCAGGGCUGGAUGUAUCUCAGCAUUAACCAUUUGUGUUUCUAUUCCUUUCUCAUGGGGCGGGAAGCCAAGCUAGUCAUCCGGUGGGUUGAUGUCACCCAGCUUGAGAAGAACGCCACUCUGCUUUUACCUGAUGUGAUCAAAGUGAGCACAAGGUCCAGCCAGCAUUUCUUCUCAGUAUUCCUCAACAUCAACGAGACAUUUAAACUAAUGGAGCAACUUGCCAACAUAGCCAUGAGGCAGCUCUUGGACAACGAAGGCUUUGAGCAAGAUAGGUCACUACCCAGACUGAAAAAGAAGUCCCCUAAAAAGGUGUCUGCACUAAAACGGGAUCUUGAUGCCAGAGCAAAAAGUGAGAGGUACCGUGCCUUGUUCCGGCUUCCAAAGAAUGAAAAACUAGAUGGACAUACAGAUUGCACCCUGUGGACUCCAUUUAACAAAAUGCACAUUUUGGGUCAGAUGUUUGUGUCUACAAAUUAUAUCUGUUUCAGCAGCAAGGAGGAAAACCUGUGCAGCCUUAUUAUCCCACUGCGAGAGGUGACUAUUGUAGAAAAGGCAGACAGCUCUAGUGUAUUACCCAGCCCGUUAUCUAUCAGCACUAAAAACCGCAUGACAUUUCUUUUUGCCAAUUUAAAAGACAGAGACUUUCUGGUGCAAAGAAUUUCUGACUUCCUCCAGCAAACUACUUCCAAGAUCUACUCUGAAAAAGAGAUUUCUGGAAGUUACAACAGCUCAGAUGAUGAGCUCUAUUCAAGGGCAAGUAGUAUCCUUUCAUCAAGCCCCCAAAGGAGCCUUGGUUCUGAAGCAGAUGGAGAACGACAGUUUAACUUGAAUGGCAAUAGCAUCCCAACUGUAACACAGGCACUAAUGACCAUGUAUCGGCGACGUUCACCUGAGGAAUUCAAUCCGAAAUUAGCAAAAGAAUUUUUGAAAGAGCAAGCUUGGAGGAUUCAUUUUGCUGAAUAUGGCCAAGGCAUCUGUAUGUAUCGUACAGAGAAGACAAGAGAACUUGUUCUAAAAGGUAUUCCUGAAAGCAUGAGAGGGGAACUCUGGCUGCUCCUGUCAGGAGCUAUUAAUGAAAUGGCCACCCAUGGUGGCUAUUAUGAAGACUUGGUGGAGAAAUCCAUGGGAAAAUAUAACCUUGCAACAGAAGAGAUUGAGAGGGAUUUACACCGCUCCCUCCCAGAGCAUCCUGCAUUCCAGAAUGAGAUGGGUAUCGCUGCUCUGAGGAGAGUACUAACUGCUUAUGCAUUUAGAAAUCCAAACAUAGGAUACUGUCAGGCCAUGAACAUUGUUACAUCAGUACUGCUUUUGUAUGCAAAGGAAGAAGAAGCAUUUUGGCUGCUUGUGGCUUUGUGUGAGCGCAUGCUGCCGGAUUACUACAACACAAGAGUUGUUGGUGCCCUGGUGGAUCAAGGUGUGUUUGAAGAGUUAGCUCGAGACUAUGUUCCUCAACUUUAUGACUGCAUGCAGGACUUGGGGGUCAUCUCCACGAUCUCUCUUUCUUGGUUCCUCACACUCUUCCUUAGCGUCAUGCCCUUUGAGAGUGCUGUGGUGGUUGUGGACUGCUUCUUUUAUGAAGGCAUAAAAGUGAUAUUCCAAUUGGCAUUGGCUGUGCUCGAUGCAAAUGUGGACAAGUUGCUGAAUUGUAAAGAUGAUGGUGAAGCUAUGACUGUACUUGGAAGGUAUUUGGACAGUGUGACCAAUAAGGACAGCACUUUGCCACCAAUUCCUCAUCUUCACUCACUACUAAGUGAUGAUAUAGGGCCUUAUCCUGAAGUGGAUAUCUUCAGGCUCAUCAGAACUUCCUAUGAGAAAUUUGGAAGCAUACGAGCAGAUUUGAUUGAACAAAUGAGAUUUAAGCAAAGAUUGAAGGUGAUCCAGACCCUUGAAGAUACUACCAAACGCAAUGUGGUACGAACCAUAGUGACGGAAACCUCUUUUACAAUAGAUGAGCUGGAGGAGCUGUAUGCUCUUUUCAAGGCAGAGCAUCUCACUAGCUGCUACUGGGGAGGCACCAGCAAUGCUACUGAUCGCCACGACCCCAGCUUGCCUUACUUGGAACAGUACCGCAUUGACUUUGAGCAGUUCAAGGGGAUGUUCGCUCUCCUCUUUCCUUGGGCUUGUGGAACUCACUCUGAUGUUUUGGCUGCCCGCUUAUUCAGAUUACUGGAUGAAAAUGGAGAUUCCUUGAUCAACUUUCGAGAGUUUGUUUCUGGGCUAAGUGCAGCAUGCCAUGGAGAUCUUACUGAAAAGCUGAAGUUGCUAUAUAAAAUGCAUGUUUUGCCUGACCCAUCUUCUGAUCAAGAAGAGCCAGAUUCUGCUUUUGAAGCAACUCAGUACUUCUUUGAAGACAUCACACCAGAUUGUACACAUGUUGUUGGUGUAGAAGGCAGGAACAGACAAGGAGCAGAGGAGGGAUUUAUUAACGUGAGUGUGAAAACUGAAAAAGGUAAGAAGAACUCCCAGGAAAACAGAAAUUACCUUAGAAUGUGGAAUCAAGAUAAUAAAUCCAAAGCAAAGAAUGCAAAGGAUUUGCCCAAACUAAAUCAGGGGCAGUUUAUUGAAUUGUGCAAGACAAUGUAUAAUAUGUUCAGUGAAGACCCCAAUGAGCAGGAUCUUUAUCAUGCUACUGCAGCUGUGACAAGUUUGCUUCUGGAAAUCGGUGAGGUUGGUAAGUUAUUUAAUGUCCAGCCUAUUAAAGAGCCCGAGAGUAGCAGCAAAGGCAUUCAGAAUGCCCCACUUCUAAAGAAGGGAAGCCAGCAGUAUCACCUUGAACGUGAUCCUUUCCAAGAUGGCUUCCUGGCUGAUGAAGAAGAGAAUAUUUGUGGUGAUGGUGCACAGAUGGAGGACAUUAAGCUGGAAGAUUCUUCUCCUAGGGAUAAUGGAGCUGGUUCUUCCAUGCUUAUUUCUGAUGAUGACACUAAAGAUGACAGCUCCAUGUCUUCCUACUCCGUCCUAAGUGCAGGUUCUCAUGAGGAUGACAAGCUACAUUGUGAAGACAUCAGUGAAGACACUGUUUUGGUUCGAAGCAGCAAUGCCACUUCUCUGCCAAGAAGCACUAGCAUUGAUAGAGACUGGGCCAUCACCUUUGAGCAGUUUCUGGCUUCCCUCUUGACAGAACCAGCCCUUGUGCGGUACUUUGACAAGCCAGUGUGCAUGAUGGCAAGGAUUACAAAUGCUAAAAAUGUGCGGAUGAUGGGCAAACCCAUUAUAUCUGUGAGUGACUAUGAAAUCUCAGCUAUGUCAGGCUAAGUGAGCCAGCUAAUUUUUUAUUGCAUAUGUUAGGUUUUUAUUACGUAUUACAGGUCCUGUUUUCAAAACUUGCUAGUCCUCACUCAUGUGGACACACUGGGAUGUAAUUCUUACCUUGAAUUAUUUUUCUCUUUAUGGGAAACAUUACCAGAAUGCUUUUCCCUGCCAGUAUACAUUGGGGGGAGGGGGUGUUCAUUGUCUGUGGUGUGUGCGUGUAUUAUUAGCCUUGCUAUCCAUGGAUAAAUUGGUGACAAUUUGUUCUGUUUUAACUUAAUGAAAAAUUGUGUAUGUUUUCCAAACAGGCCUGAGAUCUUUAAGGAAGAGACUAGUAAAAAUUAAAAAUGGCUGCUCGAAGAACUAGCACUGUAUGUGCUUCAGUGUGCCCAUGGAACUCCUUUGUAUACAGUUUUUCUCCACUCACUUUGGGGGAAGCAGCUCUACAUUAGUAUGCCUUUUUUUGCACAGAGCUGUUUCCUUCAGCUUGAGGCAGAUAGAGAAAUGGAAGCCCCUGUAGGCAAGAAGCAGCAUGUGUGUGCACUGGAAUCCCUGUGCCUGUAAGGGAUUGGUAGACUGAGGCAAAAAUAGAAAGGGAUGCUGUCAACUUGUUUAGGAUUCAGAAGUGUUCUGUGCAGCAUCCCUGGUGGAUGUCUUGUUUGUUUUUUUUUUUAAUCAGGAUUUCUAAUACUUUUUAAAAUGCAUUCUUCAGGGACACUGCCAGAAACUUUCCUUGGCACCUGCUCAAGACCGUACCUAAACACUUCACAGUACCCCUUUUUAAAAUGAGAGGAUUUUUAAAAAAUCUGUAGAUAAUUCUGUGUUGACAAUUUUAGAUCUAAGCAUUACUAUGAAUCUAACUUUUAUCGUAGAUGAAAAAUUCAUAGCUGAAUGGCAAAAUCUCCAUUUAAACCAGUCAUUAGCAGGAAUGUAAUCUAAAAAAGAUCUGCAAGAAAAUGUAACUGAAUGUUUGAAAGUCUUAAUGAAUGAAAACACUGUCACUUUAUUAUAGAUUAAUAUUGUAUAAUGUCAUUUACUGAAUGGUAUGUUGAAUGACAAAUGGAGCACCUGCACUUUGAAUCCUUGCUUCUUUCUCAGAACCAUAAAAUGGACAGAAUCCACUGCUACAGUGCACAUAAUUCCCACAGGCUCAAUAGGAACCUGUUUUCUACAGCCCAUACUGCAUCUGCAGGAAGGAAACAGGAUUUCAAUGAGCCUGUGCAAGUUCUCGGAAUGUGGGCACUGUGGCCAUGGUAAGAUUGGAUUGUGCCCAGUCUUUAAAAAACCAAUACCUUAGUUGAUUUUUCAUUUACAGAUGACUAGGCCCAGAUCAUUCUUAUAUACCUGAACUUCAUUUGCUGCCUUCAAAAAUAUAUCCAUUACUUUUGUUUUUUAUAUAUUGUAUAUUAUCAUGUAAUUUUUUCCAAUUUUUUUAGCCAAAGCUAUGGGCUUAAUUCUUAUUUAAAAUAACUGUCAAAAGUAGUUUUAACCACAGUAGGUAAAUGUGAAUAAGGCUCUUUUUAAAAAAAGAAAAGAAAAACAUUAAACUAGUAUCACAUGCAAAUAGUGUGACUGUCUUUCAUUAUGUAAUUCUUCUAGCAUGAAUUUCAGUUAGUUUUAUGUAACAAAUCAAAACUUGUAUUGAAGGAGGGUCAUCUCUAUAACAGAUAAUUUAAAAGUUAACAAUGCAUAGGAUGUCUCCAUGGCACAUAUUUUCUUCAUAGGCCUGUGACUGAAGCAUGGAAUAUGGAAUCUUCCCCAAGGUACCAUCCUGAAAAUAAAAACUUUCUGUAUUCCUGUCCAAUUGUAUGUGAUGGGUGGUAAGGUUUUAGCUAGAGGCCUAGCCUGCAGUACCCUGCUGCAUGAAAUCUCUGGAUUGGGAUUAGUGACAUUGGUAUCAGAAUUCCCAUCAAAGAGAAGCAUAGCAAUUUGCUUAAAAUGCUUCAGCAAAAUGAUCUCUGCCUAGGGAUAAAACACAGAAGCAGCAAAACUAAAAUAAGCAGCUUACAAUUACAAGCCCAAAACAAAUUACUAGGUAGCGCUACCUUUCUACUGAGUCCAAAGAACAUAUAAACUUGCCUGAAAAAAGAAUCUAGCUGAAGGGUGAACAUUCAUU